AUGGCCUGGCCUCAAAUAGAACCAAGUACACCACAUCUGACGUUCCUCCUGCUGUCAUUUUUCCUGAUCCUCUAUGCCUUAUUCUCGGAACUGAUCCGCAAUCGACUUCAUCUUUCUGAGCCACCCCUGGCAACUCUCACCGGCGUUGUCUUUGGUCCUUAUGGCGCCACGGUGCUCGACCCCAUCGAUAGAUGGGGUUGGGAAGACAACAUUACCCAGGAACUCGCCAGAGUCGUUACCGGGGUCCAGUGUUUCGCGGUGGGCAUUGACCUACCGGCAGCUUAUGUGAAGCGACACUGGAGAAGUCUCGGCCUCCUCCUUGGGCCGAACAUGAUAGCGGGAUGGGUCAUCUCAUCAGCAACCGUCUGCUUUGUCCUCAAUACCACCUGGCUUACCGCUUUGAUUGUGGGAGCCUGUCUUACUCCAACAGAUCCCGUCCUUUCAGCCAGCGUCAUUGGUGAAGCAAGAUUUUCUCAAAGAAUUCCGAGGCGGGUCCGCCAUCUGCUUGCUGCCGAGUCAGGCUGUAACGAUGGGACCUCUUUUCCCUUGCUCUAUGCAGCGCUGUAUGCUGUCAUGUCGAGUUCCGCCGCACACGGUAUCCGCUUGUGGUUAACGGACCUCCUGGUAUGGCAAUGCCUCGCAGGCAUAGUCAUCGGGAUCGUGGUGGGCCUGGUCGCCAACAAAAUGCUUAGAUUCAGCGAGUCCAAAGGCUAUGUGCAGGAGUCGACGCUAUUCGUUUUUUACUUCCUCCUUGCGGUAUUCUGUGUUGGCGUGGGAAGCACUCUGGGACUGGAUGACUUUCUGGUAUGCUUCAGUGCAGGAGCGGCAUUCUGUUGGGACGGUUGGUUUUCAGUACGAACUGCCAAUAUGAAACUACCCAGCAUCCUCGAUCUGUUACUGAACUCCACGAUGUUUGUCUACUUUGGGUCCAUCAUACCCUGGCGUCACUACAAGGACAACCUUGCACCUGGAAGAAUGUUUCUUUGUGUGGUGAUUAUACUUCUGCUGAGGCGACUACCCACGAUUCUGGCAUUGAAGAGAUUGCUCCCAGAUGUUCGCACGUAUCACGAGGCCAUGUUCAUCGGGCACUUUGGGCCUGUCGGAGUUGGGGCAUUGUUCCUUGCGAUUGAAUCCAGGGCCCGGCUUGAGACUGGCACAUCGGGGCCUCUACCGCACCCACCUAAACACCCAUCUCAUCAAGAAGCCCUGGAGACCGUCUGGCCUGUGGUUUGCUUUGUGGUACUAUCUUCCAUUAUGGUGCACGGCUUUUCACCCUUUGUCAUGAGCAUUGCCGGCCAUUUCUCAAGACCUCCCAAGGAAAGAGCACCACUCCUUGGGGCCGAGGAAGAGAGACUGUAUGGGAUGGCCACAGAGAAUGGGUCAAUCGACUCGGUGGAUGAGCAGUCUGGCGCGGAAGACGUGUGA
This is a messenger RNA of Capronia epimyces CBS 606.96, 1425 nucleotides long. RefSeq lists its product as uncharacterized. The transcript has a single exon. Lineage: Eukaryota; Fungi; Ascomycota; Eurotiomycetes; Chaetothyriales; Herpotrichiellaceae. The coding region runs from base 1 to 1425 and encodes 474 amino acids. Gene Ontology annotation, molecular function: sodium:proton antiporter activity. Gene Ontology annotation, cellular component: plasma membrane. Gene Ontology annotation, biological process: sodium ion export across plasma membrane; proton export across plasma membrane; regulation of membrane potential. The record is from RefSeq and is a predicted model, not a curated record.